Messenger RNA from Epinephelus lanceolatus (giant grouper), 1263 nucleotides. NCBI's taxonomy places the organism in Eukaryota, Metazoa, Chordata, Actinopteri, Perciformes, Serranidae. The record is from RefSeq and is a predicted model, not a curated record.
UCGCAACUUGGUGUUGGGGUUUCAGUCAGGGAUGUGUCCUGUGCGCGCACCUGGAGCCGCCGGAGACAUGCAGAGGGAACACAUUUUAGCCUGUUUCUACUCUGUUUUAUGAUACUGAGCCGCUGUGGACCUGAGAUUGAUUCCUGUGAUGGGGAGAAUCACAUGGAGCUGCGGUGCCGUGACCCUGCUGGCCAUCAUUAGCUCAUGUCGUGCCGUCACUCUGGAGUCCAUCCACUGGAGCAGCUCCAACACAAAAUUUAGUCCAGGUCAGGGUCUGAUCCUGUACCCUCAGAUCGGAGACAAGAUGGACAUUGUGUGUCCCCGGGCAGAUGCUUCCUUGGGGGAAAAGGAGGAGUUCUACCGAGUGUACCUGGUCUCCAGAAGUCAGAUGGAGACCUGCACCAUUGACAAGACCGACACGCCCCUGCUGAACUGUGACAAGCCCCACCGGGAUGUAAAGUUCACCUUCAAGUUCCAGGAGUUCAGCCCCAACCUGUGGGGUCUGGAGUUCCUCAAGGGGAGGGACUAUUACAUCACCUCCACCUCUGCAGGCUCUCUGCAGGGUCUGGAUAAUACUAAUGGAGGGGUGUGUAAAACCAAAUCCAUGAAGCUGGUGCUGAGAGUCGGCCAGAACUCUUCAGAUCCACCUUCAACCCUCCAGGAGUCCCCCACCAGAUUCCCACCCACACGACCAAAGUCCAAGGACCCCUCUGCAAAGGAAAAGGAUAUAACAGGCAAAACUGACUCAGAAACAGGACAAACAAACCCCAGUGGCAGCGGUGGCGGCUCGGAGCCAGGACUGCUCAUGUGGGUCGUCUCUGGCGGUGCAAUCCUCCUUCUGGUCAUCAUAAUUCUGCUGGUCGUGCUGUGGAGGAACCGUCACCGACGCUGUGUCCCAGAUAGCCAGCAGUCCGCCUCCGUGUCCCUCAACACUUUGGCCGUGGCGAAGCGGGACAGCAUUGGCAGCGACAACAACGGCUCGGACCGCAGCGAUGUCGUGUUUCCUCUGCGGCCUUCUGACAGCAUGCUCUGCCGCCAUUAUGAGCGUGUGAGCAGCGACUACGGGCCCCCUGUGUACAUAGUUCAGGAGAUAACGCCCCAGAGUCCCACCAACAUCUACUACAAAGUCUAAUGUUUGCUGCUCUAAUGCCAGGCUUUGGCGGAUAAUCCUAAACUGUCGGAGACACACACACACAGCACCUCCACUGCUUUAGUGUUUUAACCUUUUAGUGGGUGUAAGGAAAAGUCACUUGAGGGAUCAUA